UGUCUGUUAAACCGGAAGUCGGUUCGUCCGCUCUUGUUGUCCGGCUGCACUAAUCACAUGAGGGAACUGACUUUAUGAUCUCCGGGAAGGGGCAGAAACUCCUCUCUUUCUGACAUUGAAAAAUAUUUUUGUGUUAUAUGUUUGUAAGCCGAAUCACAAUGCCUGGUUCUCUUCCUGCAAGUUAUUUGGCCGUUUGGCCCAAAGAUGUUGGCAUCAUUGCUAUGGAGGUCUACAUUCCCUCCCUGUACGUAGACCAGACAGAACUGGAGGAGUUUGACGGUGUAGGAGCAGGGAAGUACACCAUCGGUCUUGGGCAAGCGCGAAUGGGUUUCUGUUCAGACCGGGAGGACAUUAACUCACUGUGUUUGACUGUGGUGCAACGGCUUAUGGAGAGGAACUGCUUGUCAUACGACAGCGUGGGAAGACUCGAGGUGGGCACAGAGACCAUCAUCGACAAGUCGAAGUCAGUGAAGACGGUAUUAAUGCAGCUGUUUGAGGAAUCAGGAAAUACAGACGUGGAGGGUAUCGACACGACUAAUGCUUGCUAUGGAGGCACUGCUGCUCUUUUUAAUGCUGUCAACUGGGUAGAGUCCAGCUCCUGGGACGGUCGUUAUGCUUUGGUUGUGGCUGGAGAUAUCGCUGUGUAUGCCACAGGCAGUGCAAGGCCUACAGGAGGCGCUGGAGCAGUGGCCAUGUUGGUAGGGCCCAAUGCACCUCUGGCAUUUGACAGAGGCCUACGAGGUACCCAUAUGCAGCAUGCAUAUGAUUUUUAUAAGCCUGAUAUGGUGUCUGAGUAUCCUGUAGUGGAUGGCAAGCUCUCCAUCCAGUGCUACCUCAGUGCACUGGACAGAUGUUACACUGUCUACCGCAAUAAAAUUCAGGCUCAAUGGCAAAGAGAGGGCAUUGAGAGAAAUUUCAGUCUGAAUGACUUUGGCUACAUGGUCUUCCACUCCCCCUAUUGUAAACUGGUUCAGAAGUCUCUGGCUCGACUCCUGCUGAACGACUUCCUGUCUCAUCCCAACCCCGACAUGGAGAGUGGGCCGUUCGUAGGCCUGGAGGCCUUCAGGGACGUGAAGGCCGAGGACACCUACUUUGACCGCGAUGUGGAGAAGGCCUUCAUGAAAGCCAGUGCAGAGAUGUUUGAGAUGAAAACCAAGGCCUCCCUACUCAUAUCCAAUCAGAAUGGCAACAUGUACACACCAUCUGUGUAUGGCUGUCUGGCUUCCAUUCUAGCACAAUUUACACCUCAGCAGAUGGCAGGACAGAGAAUUGGCUUGUUCUCAUACGGAUCAGGCUUCGCUGCCUCACUUUACUCCAUCAGAGUGACACAAGAUGCUACACCUGGUUCUUCAUUAGAUAAACUGGUUUCCAGUCUGUCAGAUUUGCAGGCCCGACUGGACUCCAGGAAGAAGGUUCCGCCUGCCGUCUUUGCAGACAACAUGAAGCUUAGAGAAGAGACCCAUCACUUGGCAAACUACAUCCCCCAGGGUUCAGUGGACGAGCUGUUUCCAGGAACAUGGUACCUAACGCGAGUGGAUGAGAAAUAUCGCAGGUAUUACGCUAGACGUUCUCUGGAUGAACACAGACCUCUGGAGGCAGCACUUCUAAAUUCCGUGACCGCAUCUGAGCACAUCCCCAGCCCGGUGAAGAAGAUGCCCCGCAUCCCAGCCACCUCUGCUACCCCUGAGGCAGUCAUCAUUACUAAUGGGGAACAUUGACAUUAACCUCAGUGAGGUCGCACGUACUUUAGGUAUCACUAAGGAGAAAGAGGUCAAGGCAGAGCUUUCUGUCGUAGUCUUGAGAAAUAUUUAUAAAGAAGGAUAGAGUUUUUUAAGUGUUCCUGGUUAGGACUGGUUAUUCUGUCACGCUUGAAGCUGUACUUAGACAUCGGUGGGUAAGUGAAUGCGGGGAAGUUGGGUAGUACCAUCAUGUCGAAUAAGGACAAGCUUUCUCUAAGCUAUGAGCACAAUGUGGCAAACGACAUGUCUGCUGCUCAGAACCUAUUAUCUAUGCACAGACAAACGGGAAUGUUUUCAAAUAAUCCUCAGUCUGAUUUCGCAUCAGGUUUGUUUUUUGUUUUUUCUUCAAGAUCUCUAGCUUGUGUUAAUGGAAAUGUUUGAGGGGAAGAUGGUAAGAAUCUCAGGCCCAGCUGUGUAAGGGUGGGAGUUAAGGGAUGUUAGCCUUUUAUUUGUUUCUCAUGCUGUUUGUCAGUAAGCAAUACUGCCUCUUUAUUUUACCCCUCUUUUCCACCUGCUAUCUUGAGAUCUCCCUUAUUAAUUAACUGCUACUAACCUGGGAGGCUACUUUCUGUCACCACGCCUUUCUCUUCUGGCUAGUAAUGUGCAUGUGCAAUUUCCGGUGGUGCUUUCUUAUUUAGAGUCAUAGUCAGUUUUGCAGCAAGAUUGUGAUAUGUGACCAACAAUUUGUUCUGUAUUUAUAUAAAUUUAGCCUUUAAGUAACGAAGGUCGUAAUGUCCGCUGUAUCUCUAUAAAGGUAACACUUCCGUUACGUGAACUGAGGACAAAUGCAGUUCAGAAUGAGGUUAGAGUAAAAUGGUGCAUUGUUACCGAUCACCAGAGUAUAAUUAAAAGUAAUAGAAGUUGUUAAGUAGAUGUAACUGCACCGUUUGUUUUUAACAAAUAUGGGACCACUAAAGCAGGGAAGGAUUAAGGGAAAGACAGAUGGACUGAUCUAUAUAUCAGGCUCAGUGAAGCUGAGAAACAUGCAUACUUUUUGUCUCUAUUCUGUCUAUUCUUGAGUCCCUUAGCUUUGGAUGUGCUAAACCUAAAUGGCUUACAAUAUAUCAUAGUGUGUCUGGGAUCAUUCUAACACUGCAGGCAGGUUUUUAUUUGAUGAAACUGAAUAUUAAAAGAAAACGUAUUUCCGCUGUACACAAGGGCCUGACUUAUGAUGUCAAAAUGCACUUUCAAUACAAGUAAAUAACAUUGUGAACAAAAGUUUCUUUUAAACCAUUCAUGUGGCAUCACAUUCACAUUUCUCUUUAGAGCAUUCAAAGAAAGAUUAUCAGCAUGAUUUUUUACACAUAACAGUGAAAGCUGUUCGUGUUAAUCAUUUGGACUCUAGCUUACCCAACAGAAUAAUUUUCCUCUUUCCCAACUGACAAUGUACAUAAAGAGCUUUAUUUGCCCAGUAAUAAUAAUUAUAAAAUGCCAGUCCCUCUGGCUCAUUAGAAUCACUUUAGAUUUGCAUUUCAUUGAGAAGAUUUUACUGUGUGGAAAUUGAUGCAUCUAAAUAUACAAUCUUUAGGGGAAAAAUGGGUACUAAACUGCACCUUUUCUGCUGUGGUAGCAUCCUUAUCUUUUGUACCUUUUAAAAAAAUAUAUAUAUAUAUAUAUUAAAGUUAUCUUUAUUUUACAUUUAAAAAGAUCUAAGGUACAUCUAUUAGUAAAGAUUUACAAGUGCUAUAUACUUGUACUUUUACAAGCACUAUAUACAUCUCUUUCUAAAAUAUAUAUAAAUACACACACAAAAGGUAAAAAAGAAUGAUGCAGUGUAGUACCCUUUUUUCUGAGUAUAUGUGUGUGUGUAUGUGUGUGUGUGUAUAUAUAUAUAUAUAUAGCAGCUAGAACAAAUUGCCUCAAAGGUUGUAACUUGAAACGGCUGAUGUUUACAACAUUUCUCUGUGAUCAGUUACUUCUACCGAUUUUGGUGAGUAAUUUACAGUACAAGCCGUGAAUUUAUGUACAUUUGUAAAUGCGCAAGAAAAGCUAUCUGAUUUGGCAAAACUUGCAGAAAACAAGCUUUAUAAAAAAGAUGUAAU
Tachysurus vachellii is the source of this 3781-nucleotide messenger RNA. It is a transcript of the gene hmgcs1, whose product is annotated as 3-hydroxy-3-methylglutaryl-CoA synthase 1 (soluble). Gene Ontology annotation, molecular function: hydroxymethylglutaryl-CoA synthase activity. Bases 138 to 1718 code for a protein of 526 amino acids. Gene Ontology annotation, biological process: acetyl-CoA metabolic process. NCBI's taxonomy places the organism in Eukaryota, Metazoa, Chordata, Actinopteri, Siluriformes, Bagridae. The record is from RefSeq and is a predicted model, not a curated record. The transcript is spliced from 10 exons.